Brassica napus (rape) is the source of this 1194-nucleotide messenger RNA. RefSeq lists its product as uncharacterized. The transcript is spliced from 4 exons. The record is from RefSeq and is a predicted model, not a curated record. NCBI's taxonomy places the organism in Eukaryota, Viridiplantae, Streptophyta, Magnoliopsida, Brassicales, Brassicaceae. The coding region runs from base 240 to 1064 and encodes 274 amino acids.
UUACUGCCCUUCUUUGUGAUUAAAAAAUGUUAUUUUAAUGGACUGGAUUAAAAUGUGUGUUCCCUGAACACGCGCGUGUGCUAGAAGACUUCACGCGCACUCUACUAAAACAGACCCGACCCGGCGGCCCAAUUGAAGACCCAGAUUCCACCGAAUAUCCAAAAUUGUGCAUCGCUCUUCUUCCUCGCCGUCUGCUUCUUCCUCCCCUUGAGUGCUUCAGAUUUUGCGAGAAAGUGAAAAUGAGAAGACAGGGAAACUUUGCGGACUCGCCUGCUAGUGGAUACGGAGCUGGGCAGAUGCAGAAUGCACAUUCUGAUUUUCAAGGUCAGUUAGAGGCGUUCACGCCUGAGAGGGACCAACCAUCGCAACCAGAGGGUCAAUGGAGAUGGGAAAGAGACGGUCCCCCGAAUAUGUCAAGGCCUAUGUCAACUGCUGUUUACAAUGAAAGUCAAGGCGUUGAUUCAUCGAGGACGUAUUACCGCGGCCAAAUGGAUCCAAAAUCAGGAAUGGAGACACAAGGCAGCGGUCCAAGAGCUCAACCACAGCACCAUGAAAACUCGAAGCCUGGUUAUGAGAAUAACCGUGGGAUGCAGACCUUUGAAGGUCUUGAACAGAAGUUCAUGGAUGAUAUAACAAGACUAGCAAAAGAUCAAAUCGGAGCAGAGGAUGCAGAGAUUGCCAGACAUCGAGAGAGAAUAAACACCAUUAAUACUCGGUACGAAGAACAGUUAGCUGCACUGAGAUCACGCCACGCAGGUAAAAGAGAAGAGAUCAUGAGGAAAGAAUCACAAGCUAGGCAGCAGCAGUACAAGCAGCAAACACCUGGGAUGAUGGAUCAGUACCAUACAAACGCGGUUGGUGUGGCCAAUCUAAGACCAUCUGGCCAUCCCCAGGGUUACAUUGGUAACGCUCAAGAUCCAGCUGAUGCACCACCAUCCAGAUCCUAUGGAUCAGAUCGGUUUGAAGCAUAUGGAGAGAGAGCUAGGUUUCAGGGCGGAGAUAGGGAUCAUGGAUUCGAGUCCAGGGGUCAGUACCCUGGUGGGACAGUCUCACGGUUCUACUGAUGUAAUAUACCUGUUGUGUUACUUUGCUUUUUUUGAAUUAUAGAUCAGUUAAGCUUUCAAGACUAUCCAGACUUUGAAAUUGACUACAAUGCCAUUGUUAUUCUUAUACACAUACGUCAUAAGUUGUCUU